GGGGGUACUCGACGUUUUCGCCAUCUAGGGUGGGGGAUUUGAAUAAAAAAUUUACUAAACCGUUAACGCCUUAACGGUUUACACGCUUGUGUAGCCUAUGUUUAACCGUCAAUAACGUUAGUUAAAAUUUUUUUCCACGCUGGAAUUAGCCGUCCAAUUUUGGCAUUUCACACGAACGGCUUGCUGCCAUAAUGUUUUGCAGUCCAAUUGUUUCUUUCUGAGUUUCCGCCGGUUUCCGCUCUUUCGAAAAAAAGGGGAACUGACUAAGGACCACCUGUCCACCUGUGUUUUACUUGCGAUGAUGACGACGCGUGCCAUAUGUGUCGAUUCAACCUCACUUUGCACAGGUGUUAGUUUAUAUACUGUAGUCUGCUGCAUCACAUAUUCCCAUAACAGGAACUUAUACAAGCCAAUCUCAACAUGCGUUGAUAUAGUCGCAAAUACGUAGUCUUUGAAAAAUAAUUUCUUGACGGAAAAUUUUUUUAAUAUGGGGAUAUAUUUUUAUGAUAAUAUUGUAUUCCGUAUUCAUCACCGAUAGACUGACAGAUUACAGAAUGUAUUAUACAAAUGUUGUGCGCAAAAUAAUAUGACAUAUUUUUUCUUUAAUUUUACUGAAAUUUUUGUAAUAAAGUGAUGAGACUAUCGUCUUUAAUACCCCCAUCUCGCUACUUAUUUAUAAAUUUAUUAUAAAAGAAAAACGGUUCUAGAAAACCUGUGAAAACAAACAAUAUUCCACUAUUAUUCAGGAAGAGAGGGGGAAAUGAUAGAACUUUGAAAACAGUCGUUGUCGGUAUCUGCUAUGCAACAGUCGCAUAGAAAGCGACAGAGCGCUCGGUUGGAAUUACAUUUAGCAGGUAGAUCUAUCAUGACGCUGUUUAUUCGGAAUUCUACAAUAUUACUGGAAUAAAAGUAGGAACUGAUUUUACUGAAAGGCCCUUGAGGUCAGUAUAGUUGAAACUAACCACCAAAAUGCCUCGCUACCAAAAGAAUCGUUCUUCACCGCGGAAAAUGCAAGGAAAAAAGAAAGAGAAGAAAAUCGUUGAUACGAGAGCGGAAUCUAAUUCAUUGUCAGAAGAUAGUGAAACCGACGGUGUCUCCACAUCAAAGACUACAGAACGAGAAGGAGCCGUGGAGGUAAUUCACUGGAUUCCAGCAUCGGCUGGAAGCGUUAUUCAGAUCCCCAGCGGGCAAGUUUCUGAGCAUUUCAGUAUCGAGCUUCAUAAAGAUGGUCAAGUUGUGGAAGUACCAGUUUUUCAUUCAGAUACGGCAGAGGAUUUGACGAUGCCAUCUUCUGUUCUGGAUGAAAUCAACUACGAUCAAUCAGUGACACAGUCUCCGGAGGACUCUAUUAAUGAAAUUAAAGAAACCAGUGUCAUCGUCUUUAAACCCGAUGCUAUCUAUAAAGAGGACGAGGGGGAAUCGAGAGGAAAUUUGGAACUUCGAAAAGAUCUUUUGUUGGAACCGCCUUCUAACUUCGUGGAAGUAAAUGAAGAUAAUGAACUUUUCAAGAAUGGAUCUCUAAUAGAUCAAGAAGAAUUGGAAAAUUCAUAUCUCGAUGACCAACAUCAAUCACCAACACGUUACGUGACUUUGGCCUCUUGUAAUCUGCCCACCAUCACCCAAUACGAUGGUGAGGUGCCGGACACCUCCGGUGAAAGCGCUAACAGUCUAACUCUUAUCCCAAACAUGCUCAAUUUCAACCCGUCGUGUUGGAUGUCCAACGCUCACGAAGAAGCUCAAGCUCAUUUUGGUCUUCCAUCGUCUCAUCAGCAAUUUGGCUCACCAUGCCAUUUUCCAAUGAUGUCAACAGAAAACACCCAUUUGGAAUAUUCUCACCCGUCGUUCAUGUUGAUGGAAGAUCCGUUCAAAUCUUUGUCGAUACCUGGAUCUAACCCGCUUUACCACCUAGAUACCAAUAAUCGACGAAUUUGGAUUCCAGAAAGCUGUUCAGCCCGCGGGACCGUUAUAGCGGAUCGUACCAGCAUGCCAGGAUCAACUGGACUCAGAUUGAGUCAAGUCCAAGAAGGAGACGUUUUCAUGGCAGCAGAUUUUGAAAAUGAAGAACUACUUCAACAUGCCGUCAGCAUAGAGCGUUAUCCAAAUCCCAGUCGUUGUUGGAGAGGUUCCAAUAGCAGCAGAGCUCAGUAUGAGAAAGAUUACAAGAAAUCGGCAUGCGAUCGGGAACGGACGCGUAUGCGAGAUAUGAAUCGAGCAUUUGAUUCUCUACGUGAAAAAUUACCGUACAUCAAACCGCCAGGGAAAAAAUUGUCAAAAAUCGAAUCCCUCAGGUUGGCUAUCAAAUAUAUUCGUCAUUUGCAAUUCUUAUUGGCGUCUCCUCCUGGUAGUACAGUUGAUUUUGAAGCAACCAACUUUUCUCUGGAUCCCUUACCAUCCUGGCGUUCUAUGGGGUUGUUAUCUACUUCUUCUAAUGGAGCUUCAACAUCAAGCGAUAUCCGUCCUACAACAAGCAGUAGUUACGAUUUCUCAUCUUUGUUAUUAAGACACAGUCAACAUCAGAACGUUGAUUUGGGUGCCUCAGGAUCUGGGAUCGUUAGCAUGCAGGAUGUUGAUCAACCGUUCAAGCAUUCGGCCAUAGGAGCAGCCCAAUUUUCUUGCUCAUACGAGGAAACUUCGCCGUUGAAUUGGAAUCAUCAGUCAAAUUAGUUACCUUGUGCAACCUGUUAUAAUACGAGUCAUUUGACGAAAUCAAGGAGUGCAAUACUGGCUAAUAAUAUUUUAUACGACUUUCCAUCAGCAUGUGUUUCGUUUUUUUUACCUUCCAAAAGCACGAUGUCUGCUGCAAUUCUUGACGAUUCUGUUGCAACAUAUCAAACAUAAUAAGGAAAUAAAAUAACCUAUUCUGUAGUUUAAUGCUAUAUAGUUAAUACAAACAUGCUGUACCGGAA
Molecule: messenger RNA, 2906 nt
Organism: Daphnia pulicaria
Lineage: Eukaryota; Metazoa; Arthropoda; Branchiopoda; Diplostraca; Daphniidae
Exons: 6
Coding region: 970-2664 (564 amino acids)
Biological process (GO): mesoderm formation; regulation of transcription by RNA polymerase II
Cellular component (GO): nucleus
Molecular function (GO): DNA-binding transcription factor activity, RNA polymerase II-specific; RNA polymerase II cis-regulatory region sequence-specific DNA binding; protein dimerization activity
Source: RefSeq, a predicted model, not a curated record